UUUUGGAUAAUGGAAAGAGGUCUCUCCUUUUUGGGUAGACCGCAUCUGAAUUCGUUGAAUUAUUCAUUUUCCGCGUCAAUUCAAUCGCCGAAACGCUUUUCAGAAUAUCACAGCACGUAGUUUUUUCCCCCCCUACAGAGCAGUCUAACUCAGACAGCGUACUGACAAUCCUACGAAUUGCAGAGCUAGAGAGAAGCAGCUUGACAUUCAGUAUCAACCCUCCGAGGUAGGCUAACAACGGUAGGAUUGCUUCGGUUAAUUUAAUCAGGUUAUGUUGAAUUUUUUUCCCUCAAUCUUUGUUAAGCCCGACUACACCGUUAGACUGUAGGAUAUAUGGACUGUAUGUGAGCGAAGCGGUAUUUCCCUUCUUUCAGAGAUGCUGCUGGAGUUGCGUUGGCACCAGUGCUUCUGUCCUUAGUCCCCGUUGUGUUAGAGAAGCAGUGUUUUAGUAUAUGCUACAACGAACUGAAUGUCUAAAUGGGACUAAACCGACCGGAUAAAUUUAUAAAAAUAAGUCGUUUUCAAGACGAAUAAAGCCUGCUUUGGGAUUUUAAAAAAAUAAAAAAAUAACUGAAUGUACAGCAAUGCGAAUGUCUGUGGGAAUACUGCUGCUCCGUGCGCGGUCAGUGACUGGAAUAAUUUUAAGAGAAAGCGAAUCGUUUACGGCUUUGGGUUAUUAAAUGGUGCACUGGAUUUUUAAAAAUCAAAAUGCUGCUGUUCUUUCUGGUAGCUUUCACCAUACCGAGUUCGUCUCCUAACUCGGAUCCUGACCUCUCCGCGGAGACCUGCAGCGCUUGCUCUUGCAUGUCCAUCGAAAACGUCCUCUAUGUGAACUGUGAGAACAUUGCUGUGUACAGACCGACCCAGCUGAAACCCCCGCCCUCCAGCCUCUAUCAUCUAAAUUUUCAAAACAACCUACUGAUAAUUCUUUAUCCUAACUCCUUCCUCAAUUUCUCUCAUGCAGUCUCGCUCCAUUUGGGAAACAACAAAUUGCAGAGCAUUGAAGGAGGGGCUUUCCAUGGACUCAGUGCACUGAAACAGUUGCACUUAAAUAACAAUGAAUUAACUGUGCUCCGGGCUGACACUUUCCUAGGCAUUGAGAACUUGGAAUACAUCCAGGCUGACUACAAUUUAAUCAGAUCUAUUGAACGGGGAGCCUUCAAUAAACUGCAUAAGUUGAAAGUGCUCAUCCUUAAUGAUAAUCUUAUUCCGGGCCUCCCUGAUAACAUUUUCCGCUUUGCUUCUCUCACACAUUUGGAUAUUCGAGGGAACAGGAUACAAAAGCUGUCUUACAUUGGAGUUUUGGAACACAUUGGCAGAAUUGUGGAAUUGCAGCUGGAUGACAAUCCCUGGAAUUGUACCUGUGAUUUGUUACCACUGAAGGCCUGGUUGGAGAAUAUGCCAUAUAAUAUCUAUAUAGGUGAGGCUAUAUGUGAAACCCCAAGCGAUCUGUAUGGGAGGCUUUUGAAAGAAACCAACAAGCAGGAACUGUGCCCCAUGGGAACCGGUAGUGACUUUGACGUCCAGAUGCCGCCUUUGCAGCCAGAAAAUGGACAAACUGCACCUGAUAUUGAACCGACUGUGAUACAAGGCCUGGUUACCAAAGCACCCAGGGCAACAAAUCCCUCAAAAACCAUAGGGAUCGCUGCGGGAAAUCUUAACCAAAACUUGACUUAUCAGACGAAGAUCCCCCCAGUUUUCUUCUGUCCACUGCCCUGUACAUGUAAAGCGCAUCCUUCUGACUUUGGCAUCAGUGUUAGUUGCCAAGGAAGGAAUAUAGAAAAUCUAGCAGAUCUAGUACCCAAGCCACCUAAUGCCAAGAAGCUACACCUCAGCAGCAAUUACAUAAGAGAUAUCGGCUUAGAUGAUUUCCGAGGAUUUGAAGGUUUGGAUUUGUUACAUUUGGGCAGCAAUCAGAUAGUGACGGUUCAGAAAGGUGUGUUUGCCAAUUUGACCAACCUCCGCAGGCUUUAUCUAAAUGGUAAUCAGCUGGAGCGUCUUUACCCUGAAAUGUUUCUCGGGCUCACUAACCUCCAGUACUUGUACUUGGAAUACAAUGCCAUAAAGGAGAUAUUAGCUGGGACAUUCGACCCCAUGCCCAAUCUGCAGCUUUUGUAUCUGAACAAUAAUGUACUGAAGAGCCUCCCAGCUUAUAUAUUUGCGGGCGUCGCUCUUGCCAGGCUGAAUCUGAAGAACAAUCAUUUCCCCUAUCUGCCUGUGAGUGGCGUUCUUGACCAGCUCAGAACUCUCUCUCAGAUCGACCUGGAAGGCAAUCCCUGGGAUUGCACUUGUGACUUGGUUGCUUUAAAACUGUGGCUGGAGAAGCUUAGUGAUGGGGUAGCCACUAAGGAGGUCAAAUGUGCAUCGCCUGUCCAGUUUUCUAAUAUUGAGCUGAGAUUACUGAAAAAUGAAAUUUUAUGUCCCAAGCUCAUAGCAAAGCCCCCGCUGAUCCUACCCGAUCCCACUCCUGUUGCGACUUCCAUGUCCCCAGAAGAUGUGGGUAAAAUGCCGCCUGGGGGGCCAGUUCCCCUGUCCAUCAUGAUCCUCAGCAUUCUGGUCGUCCUGAUCCUCACUGUUUUUGUUGCGUUCUGCCUUCUCGUCUUUGUGCUGAGGCGAGCCAAGAAGCCCGCAGGCAGGCACGAGGGACUGGGGAACCAGGAGUGUGGCUCCAUACAGCUUCAGCUCAGAAAACGUGAUCGCAAGUCCAAUAAGGCAGAUGACCUGGGCGGGGAGACCUUCAUUCCCCAAACCAUCGAACACAUGAGCACAAGUCACACGUGUGGGCUGAGGGACUCUGAGUCUUGUUUGACGUUUGCUGACUCUCAAAGGCUUUUUCUUAGAAGUGGUGCUGACAAGGACAUGGACCCACUGGAUCACAGAAACAGAGGACUGGGCUGUAUAGAUGAGCUGGAUGAGUUUUUGCCAGGAAGGGAAUCAAACAUGUUUCUUCAUAAUUUUUUGGAAAAUAAGAAGGAUUUCAACAGUAUAGGAAUAAGUGGUUUUGAGAUCCGUUACCCUGAAAAACCACAGGACAAAAAAAUGAAAAAAUCUCUCAUUGGGGGCAACCAUAGUAAGAUUGUUGUUGAGCAACGGAAAAGUGAGUACUAUGAACUUAAGGCAAAGCUGCAAGGUACGCCAGACUACCUUCAAGUGCUAGAAGAGCAGACGGCCCUAAGUCGAAUGUAGGCCACCCAUGCCCCCUCCACAAUGAGAAAAGUGCCUUUUUGACUUAAGAAUUACAUAAAUUCUCAACUACCAUUGAAACAUGUUUCCAAGAGGCUGCAUGGCAAAAUCAGAUCACUUAUGCUACGUAGACAUACUGCAGCUGUGACUUUGUUGCAGAUACAGCCUUUAAAAAAAAAAAAAAAAAGAAAUUAAGUGAUGGUAUGUACAAAUUGAUAUGAAUAUAUGGUUCACAUUGUUAGAUAUUGAAAUUCAGUCCUUAGCACCAGUAAUAAGUUGCUGCUAUCAAAAUAAGUACUUUGGGUUUCUUUUUUUUCUUCUUCUUUUUUAACCAAAUUUAUUAGGUAUUGAAAUCAAUUUAUGUACCUCAUGUUUGAGCUUCUGCUUAUUUCUUGCUCUUGGAAGCGUAGAAUGGAAUUGUGGAAAUUUGGAAUGUCUAACAGUACCAAAAUUGGAGAUCUUGAUGUUUGACUGGAAACAGGUUUGGAUCUCUACAUGUUUUAUACCUGGGAAAUCCAUCUGCCCUACAGUUUGGAUUUUACCUUUCCAUUGCUGGUUGUGCAACAUUUGUAUUCAUUUAUGGAAUGGGAAGGCAUGUGCAAACUAAACAGUGAGUUUUGUUUUUCAAUUGCAGAUUCAAGUAAAUGUAUAAAAGAUAGUUGUUUUAACAACGGUGGUCUCUCUAGACAUGUUUGGGCGUUUACAUGUGAGGCUCUAUAAGCCCAAAAGAACAGCUGCUUGCCAUGUAAGCUUACCUGAAUUUCUUUUGUAAGUCUACAUUAUUUGUAUCUGUUUGUAAAGAUAACAUACAAAAUAACAUACUCAAGAAAAUCAGAUACAGAAAUUAAAUGUCAAAAGAAAAAAGAGAAAAAAAAUACCAGUAAUGACCACUGUCAAUUUGUAGUACAUAACUUCAUAUUUAAUGUAUUUUUAUAUACAGGGUUAUUUAAGAUAUUAGUAAUUGCUAAUCAUCAUUUAGAACGCUUGAAGUAAUUCAAGUGAGGACUCAAUUAUUUUGAAAGUUGCUUUACUAACCCGACUUGAAGUGUAGGCUUCUGUAUUUUGAUCUGAUUUUCUGGCAGGGUUCUACUGAUGGCUUCAGGUUAGGGGAGAGAUAUUCUGGUUCAUUCUGAGUAAGAAAAAUCCAUGCCAUGUUCUGUUGUUGUGCUAAGGUCUGACAGCAUAUCAUGCUUACCAAUGCUCUGAUCCUUAAACCCUAUAGUAAUUUGUAAAUGUUACAAUAUGCACCCAAAUAAAUGCACAUCGAAAUGAUAGGGUCUGGAUUGUAUUUUGGACUCAUAGCAAUGAACACAAUGUACAGGAGAGUAGAACAGCAGUUUUUCAAAUAUAGAUCUGGACUUAAAAAAAAAUCUUUUCUUUACAUAGCUACUGAUAUGAUCAGACUCAUAUCACAUACCAUGUGCAAUAUUAUACUCAAUCAUAUGCUUAAAUGAUUUAUUUUUUCAAUCUUGAGAUUAUAUUGUGGAGGUAAUUUCUGUUGUUCUUGGGAUGUUUUCCUGCUUUUUUUAAUCAUAUCUUUAUUUAAAAUACUGUUAAGUUAGAGUAUUUGAAAUAGUACAUAUUUCAUUUUAAAACAAGGGAAUAGAACGUACAUUGAAGGGUAUGUUUUCUAUGAGGCUGUAUGUUGGUUAGUGUAAAUCUUUGAGCGCAAGGUGUUGGCUCCUAUGUUGCACUGUGUUUUCUAUUUGUUCUCUUUUGUCCACUGUAUUUUGCCAAGUUUCUUUGAUUAGUUGUUUCUGAGUUAAAAGCCCUGAAUGUUUAUCAAGCAAUCUGUGUAAAAAAAUAAAUAAAUGAAAAAUCAUUUUGAAGUGUUAGCUGAAUUUAAAAGGAAAAUUUUGAAAUGUCCUUAAAGGCAUUUUGGAAUUAUGAAUAAAAUAAGAUAAGAAGAGGAUAAACUGAUCCAGUGGAAAUUCAGAUCCCUGGGCAAUGCUAUUGCCAUUAAGUAUGUUUGUGAACACGUGCUUUGCUGGAACCGUUUUGCACUUUGCAUGUAUUGGCUGGAUUAGGUCUUGGAUUAAGGUCUUCACAUCUUCAUACAUGUGCAUCCCACCACAAAUAUUAAGUUGACAAUGCUUGGCAUUGUUUCUAACAAGAUUGUCCCUGUUCUUAAACUCAUUUGAAUUGAACCAGUAAGAAAAUCAUGUCACAAAUACAUAGCAGUCAGGAAGAUUGUCAAAUAUAUAUAUAUGCAGUAAUGCUUUAAUGAAGCAACCUCAAAAGUUUUUACAAGGGAAAAACCAUACUGUUGCUGCACAGUAUUCAUUUAAGUGAAAUAGUCUUUAUGUCAAAUAGAGCCAACUCAUGAAGGUAAUGUAAAAUUUAGACAGUUUGAUUUAUUUUAUCCUUAAUGGAACACUUAAAAAAAAUAUACUGGAACGCAUCUGUGGCCCACCCCUCUUAUUUGUUUUGGGAUUGCCAGCAGUUUCAAUGAUGAUAAAAUGGAUUUUUGUCGUCUGAUUGCUUUUAAGCCAGUCGUCAGUAGAGUUCAACAGAAGGUCAAAAAAUCAGAAGGUCAAAAAAUGGAAACUAAAUGGGUAGCAUUCACGCCCUCAAAUAUUGUGAAUGUUAUGUCUAAUGUUGUUGCAAUUAAUUGCCAUUGUCGGUCCUCUCUUAGCACGCAGACACGUUGAUAUUUUUGAAAGCCUGUACAAUCAGCCUUGCCUGAUCCUCAACUAUUGUCUUGUAUGCUUAGGGCUGAAUGCAGGCCUGUGCCUAAGUGCAGUUUCCACAUAAAUCACUCAGUCUUUCAAUGGUGAGUUAUGUGGAAAAUGAACUUGACCGCCGGUCUGGAUUUGGCCCUUAGUGUGUGCUUCAGUUUCCAUGGUUACCUUGUAAAAGAAAGGUCCAAGCCAAUAUCUAAACCUAAUUUUGCUUGAUAUUGUAUUUAACAACCUUGCAAUUUUAUUGUGCUUAGGUCUCAAAAUAACUUCUGUCUUCACGUUAUGGUGAAACAAGGAAAGCCUAAAAAUUGUCAGCAUCUACAUCCACAUUUACUGUGCAUUAAUUGAAAAGGCUCUUGAGAGAGAUUUAUCAAGCCUAGUUGUGUGAGUAUUAACAGUCUAGCUAGCUGUAACUUUAGCUUGCUUCUUUUGCUUGCAAUCAUAGAAUAAUUUAGCUGGCUUUUUUACUGUUUGAGGUUAAAAUUAUGUCUUGUCACUAUGCAGCGUUAUCAGUAGACACUGGCUAACAUUACUGCAACUACCAUCGUCUGCAUCACAGGUGUUACAAUCCUGUCCCAGAGGGCCGCAGUGUUUGCUAGUUUUUGGUGUGUUUCAGCACCAGUGAUUCAGUUAAGUCAUUGAGUCAUGGCUGGAGUCCACACAUAUUGUUCUCAAGGCUUUAACUGGCUGCCGACUGAACAGCCCUCCAGAACUGGAGUUUUGACACCCCUGAUCUACAUGAUAAUACACGGCUCACUUAUUAGCUUUCAAACUUGUUUUCUUCAUUGCAAGUAUUUAAAAAAAGAGAUUAAUUUGGCUGUUGAGGCCAGUGUUCAGGAUGUCCUCUACCAUUGACCAAUCACAAUCACAGCAGCUUCAUAGACAUAAUGCUCAACAUAUUGUGCUAAGACCUUAAUUCAAGGAUGGAGUACCAUUAUAGCCAUAAUUCUUGAAAUAUGACAAGACUGAAAAAGAGCAUUAGAGAUAUAGCCAUUUCCAGGCUCUAUUUUUGUAUACUUGAAUGCAUUCAGUGAGCAUUUUAACCCUUUUUCAUUUCAUUAAAAUAUGAACUAGUGUGUAAAAUCAGGAUGUAUUUAUUAACUGAAACUAUUUUUUAACAAUUCAAGAAAUAAAUAAAUUGUUUUGCUUCUGCAAAACACGAAACAAAAGGACUGUUUUAACAGUGUGGCAAGUAUUCAAGACUGAUUCAAGGUGAUGUCUGUUUUCAUUUGAAGUAUUAUGUAAAUGGUACCUAUAUAUUGUGUGUUCUAAGGUUAAUCAUUUUGAUUCAGUAGUUUAAUGCAGUGUGAACUCAAUUAAGGUUGUUUUAUAUUUGCUUUUAAAGUGCACUUUCUUUUGGUUGAGUUUUUUUCCCCUCUGCUCUCCAGAGAGCCUUGCCAUUUCAUUUUUGUAAUUAUUCAACUCAUUAUUUGUUUUAUUUGUUCAUCUGAAAUCAAUAAAUAAAUAGUUGCA
Molecule: messenger RNA, 7337 nt
Organism: Anguilla rostrata (American eel)
Lineage: Eukaryota; Metazoa; Chordata; Actinopteri; Anguilliformes; Anguillidae
Product: SLIT and NTRK-like protein 4
Exons: 2
Coding region: 709-3186 (825 amino acids)
Biological process (GO): axonogenesis; regulation of presynapse assembly; positive regulation of synapse assembly
Cellular component (GO): membrane; glutamatergic synapse
Molecular function (GO): protein binding
Source: RefSeq, a predicted model, not a curated record